Molecule: messenger RNA, 1365 nt
Organism: Fragaria vesca subsp. vesca
Lineage: Eukaryota; Viridiplantae; Streptophyta; Magnoliopsida; Rosales; Rosaceae
Exons: 1
Coding region: 1-1365 (454 amino acids)
Molecular function (GO): protein binding
Source: RefSeq, a predicted model, not a curated record
AUGUCAAAAAGAUUGAAAUCAUCGUCACCACUCACCAGGACUAAGAUUGAUGAUCUCCCGGAGGUUUUAUUGGUUGAUAUUCUGUGUCGGAUUCCCAGCAGACUCAUAUUCCUAUGCAAGCUUGUGUCCAAGCCUUGGUACAGUCUCAUAUCUACUCCUCAGUUUGUUGACCGCUAUCUAUGCGGUCAACGUCAAUUGCAAAAACCUGAUCUUUUAACAACUCUGGUUGUAUUCGAUAUAGUCCCCCCAGCAAUAUCUUUGAUCAUAACGUCGGAUCAUCCGGCCUUCAAAACAAGAGCGAGAAAUUUCAGUCUUAAUUUCCUCCCAUGUUAUCACCAAGCCAGAGGCAUAAAAAAGCUAGCAAAAGGGCACAUCCUGAAGGGUAUGCUCAAACCAGGUUCUGUUGUACCACCAGUUGUUGUAGGCACGUAUAAUGACUUGGUUUUAUGCUGCGCAACCAUGAAUUAUCAACGGCAUUACUACCUCUGCAAUCCAUACACCAAACAAUGGGUUGCUCUCCCUUCCACCCCUCGCGUCUACCGCAACGUGCUUGUAGGCUUUGUCUGUGAUCCAUAUUUAACGUACUCGAAUGACGAUGAUCAUAAUGGAGAAAAAGAACAAAGGAUGACUAGUAGCAGUUCUGUAAUCCGUAAUGCUGAUUAUAAGUGGAAGGUUGUACGAGUAGUUCCGAAUCCAUCAUAUCCGUACUUCCAUUUUGAGAUCUUCUCUUCUGAGACCCGUCAAUGGAGAGAGAUAUUUGUAGGUACAUAUGCCCGCAUAAGGAUAAUCAGCAGCACCUCUUCGUCAUUUUCACUUGCUUCUGACGAUUGGACAACAAUGUCUUCUGUAGCUUACAAAGGAAUGUUGUACUGGUGGUGCAAAAAUGGCCGAACACUUGAGUUGGAUGUGUCCAGUUCCAACACAGCUAAGUACCGUUUUAUUGCGCCGCCUGAGGAGUUGGAAAGUGAUUUUGAAAGUGUAAAUGGGAUAGGGUCGCUAGGAGUGAGCGGAGGACGUCUGCAUUUGUGCAUGCAUGAAAAAUUCUCUGGAGAUCAAGGUGAGGUUAAGCAGGCAUUUCAGGUUUGGGAGUUGAAACAGGUUGUCAACGGCAGAUGGUUAGCAGACCGUGUUACUAUAGCUUCCAAAGAUAUUGAGGUCUGCUAUCCAAAUAUUAGAGUGCUAGCUUUCCACCCAAACAAUGAAGAUGUCCUAUAUUUUAGAAAAGGCUUUGAAAUAGUGACAUGCAACCUAAAUGGAGGAAAGUUAGAGAAAACUUCAGAGAGUCCAGUGAAGGGAAUCGAGAGGAGAUUCUACUACUCGUUUUCUCUCCCAUGGUUGCCUACCCCGGUUCCCAAGAGACUCUAG